AUGACGGUCCGCUACACCAAAUCUCCCAUCAACCUGUUUCGCGGCUGGCCGCAUCCCUCUCUACACCCCACGUCCGCCCUCUCCAGCGCAUCUACGGCCGUCCUCGCCUCCCCGGCCCUCUCUGCGCCAGCUCUAGGCUACGGGCCCGAUGAAGGGGAUCCUUCCCUACGCGCCGAGAUCUCCAGAUGGCUGACUACCUUCUACCAGCCAAGGGAGGCCGUGGGGGCAAACCGCAUCGUCAUAUCGGGAGGGGCAAGCCAGAAUCUAGCCUGUGUGUUGCAGGUGUUUUCUGACCCGGUGUAUACGCGGAACAUAUGGCUGGUGUCGCCGACGUAUUAUCUUGCAUGUGGCAUAUUCGAGGAUGCGGGAUUCGGAGAUAAGAUGAGGGCCGUCAGGGAGGAUGCAGAGGGUAUCGAUAUUGCGGCGCUGGAGAGGGAGCUGAAGAAGAGCGAGGAGCAGGCAGUUGCCGAUGGUAACUUGACGCCGAAGCUCAAACUUCCCAGGCCAUGGCGCAAGAUAUACAAACACAUCAUCUAUGCUACGCCCACCUUCUCCAAUCCCUCGUCUAGAAUAAUGUCUCUCCGGCGGCGGAAGCAGCUUGUCCGUCUGGCUCGACAGUACGACGCACUCGUAGUCACCGAUGAUGUCUAUGACUUUCUACAAUGGCGCAGCGAUCCUUCAUCCACGCAGCCACAGCCUACUACCGCCGUUGCGCCCCGACUGGUCGAUAUAGAUCGAUUCCUGGACGGUGGGCCUGUCGACGAGUUUGGGAACUGUAUGAGUAAUGGGAGUUUCAGCAAGUUGCUCGGUCCUGGAUGUCGUGUUGGCUGGGCAGAGGGGACAGAGAAGUUCGCAUACGCAGUCGGGCAGACUGGCUCAACACGGUCUGGCGGUGCCCCAUCCCAGUUGACGUCUACCUUCAUGUCCCACCUUCUUUCUACAGGUUUCAUACAGGACUUCAUCCCUACAGUUCUCUGUCCCGCGUACGCAAGGCGAUACUAUAUCCUCAGCUCCGCCAUUGAAAAACAUCUGCAUCCCCUCGGCGUCAACUUCAUCAAGCCCCUCUCCCCCGCUGUAACCACCGAGGACAUCCCCAGCGACAUCUCAGGCGGCUAUUUCUUCUGGCUACAUCUCCCUUCUGGUGUGAAAUCCAGUCACGUCGCGAAAGUAGCGAAGGAAGAGCUAAAUCUGCAGCUUGCCGAGGGAGAGGAGUUUAGAGUCGCCGGUGCGGGUGCAGAGCCUGAUUAUCGAGACGCAGGUGAGUCGCUGGAUAGCUUCGUGCGUAUCUGUUUGGCGUAUGUGGACGAGGAUGUGUUGGAGGAAGGGAUCAAGAGGCUUGCACAGGCAAUUGAGAGGGUGAAGCUGGAGACCAAGGGUUAG
This is a messenger RNA of Arthroderma uncinatum, 1380 nucleotides long. RefSeq names its product aminotransferase. Gene Ontology annotation, biological process: biosynthetic process. Lineage: Eukaryota; Fungi; Ascomycota; Eurotiomycetes; Onygenales; Arthrodermataceae. The coding region runs from base 1 to 1380 and encodes 459 amino acids. The transcript is spliced from 3 exons. Gene Ontology annotation, molecular function: L-2-aminoadipate:2-oxoglutarate transaminase activity; pyridoxal phosphate binding. The record is from RefSeq and is a predicted model, not a curated record.